CCCUCUUGAUUUUCCGACUGUAAGUCAGGAUUAAUUGCUCUUCUGUUAUCCUUAGAACAAUUCCCCAUAGUCUGACCUAUUAGUAAAGCAUGUGAUUACAUAAAUAUCCAAUACCCCUAUACAGAGACUCAAGUUUGUAACUACUUGUAUGCUUUGGAGUCACCUAUUACUUGCUCCUGCAUUAGUUAUUUUCUGUGGAUUAGAAGUUGUCAGUUUCAGUUUUCUCCUUCCAACGAGGGCGCCCUGAGAAUUAAAAAAGAAAAAAAAAAAAUGGAACCACAUCUUGACACUAUAAUGGAAGUGGAGUUGACAUUUCUCUAACGAUGUUUACCCAACACAUUUUGAGAACAUUAAUUAUUAACAUAAGUAAUGCUAGGUUUGGGAAGUUCUGCUGGGACCCUUCCUUGGAUUUGGUAAUUAAGAAUAAUAUUGCUCAGCAUAAGAUGGGAUCUCAUUUGUAGACCAAAGCGACUUGGAGGAUUAAGCCUCCGGGAUUUUAGAGCUUUCAAUUUAGCUAUGUUGGGAAAGUAAAGCUGGCGUAUGAUGCAGGAGAGGACCACCUUAUGCUAUCAAGUCCUCAGAGUUAAAUACUUUCCCGAUGGAGAUUUCUUGGGAGCUUCUGCAGGAGCUAACGCUUCUAUGGUCUGGCAAGGGGUUGUUGCUGGCCUUGGUAUUCUUAAAUUGGGAUCAACAUGGAGAAUAGGUACUGGACAGGACGUCAGACUUUGGAGAGACAACUAGUUGCCUUCUGGGGCCAUCCCUCGGCCACAGUCUGCUCUUGUUUACCAGGACAUGGAUGAUAGGGUCAGUGCUUUAAUAGAUGUAAAUAAAGGCUGCUGGAAGUAAGGAGAUGUUCGACAACAGUUCUGUGCAGAAGAUGCAGAGAGCAUUCUACACAUCAACCUUAGUAGAAGCUGCUCCUUUGAUAGAUUAAUAUGGCUUGGGACCAACAAUGGCAAAUUUUCGGUUAAAUCUACAUACAAAUAUGCUUGGGAGUUGAUCUUUGGCACUCAAUAUCACGCCCAUGAUCAAUUCCUGAAACCAGUUUGGAAAGUGCAGAACAAAUAAGGAGUACCAAUGGUAUUAAUACCCAGAAUCCGUUAAUGAGUGGGGAGAAACUUGCGAUUCCAUUGCCAUGCACAUGCUUUGACAAUGUUAACAAUGGGAUUGCUUCAGUGUACUCGUCAUAUGUAGUGCAAAGGGGGGAUAGUUUGGCCAGCAUUGGGGCUCAAUUUGGAGUAAGUACUAUGAACUUGGUGGCAGUGAAUGGGCUCAGCCAGCCGGGAGUUGAUCCUGGAGACAUACUCUCCAUCGCAAUUGCAGCAUGUUCAUCUGCAAACCUCAACUGGUACAAUGAGAGCCUAAUUGUUCCCAAUGGAUCAUAUGCUCUUACUGCCAACAGCUGCAUCAAAUGUUCUUGUGGACAGCAUGACCUCAAUUUGCGAUGCGGGCCCUCUGGUAUUGAAACCACAUGCUCUCUGUUAUCUGAGCUUUUUAUUGGCGACUCACAUGUGGAUCAGACGGCUACAGGGUGUAACAUCACUACUUGUGUUUACCGUGGCCAUCUUGG
This is a messenger RNA of Rubroshorea leprosula, 1570 nucleotides long. Lineage: Eukaryota; Viridiplantae; Streptophyta; Magnoliopsida; Malvales; Dipterocarpaceae. The record is from the annotation of a GenBank genome assembly.